AUGCACGUGUUUGUGUCUGCAGCCCUGCGCAGUGGAACAGGUCAGUCGGUGGUGAACGGACGCUGGGCGGUCGAUCCUCCGGGAGAGUAUCAGGCAGGAGGAACUACCUUCCUGUACAGCCGACCCAAAGCUGGGCCUCAAGAGCAGGGAGAAGAGAGAGGAGAAACCCUCAGCGCUCCUGGACCCACAACAGCCCAGCUGCAGCUAUACAUUAUUUUCCACCGGCAGAAUCCAGGCAUAGACUAUGAAUAUUACAUCCCAGUGGAGAAACAGAGGGACGGAGAGAGAGAAAUACACAGAGAGAGAGAGCGAGGACAGGCGGCGCUCCGAGAAAUCAGUGGCUUCUCAGUGGCAGUGGAGAACCCUAUCGCUCCUCCUCCUGUGACGUCUUCUGCCUCCUCACCUCCAUUUUCAUUCCCUUCCUCCUCAUCUUCCUCAUCAUCUUCCUCUGUAUCUGAUCGAUGGCCACAAGAGAGGCCCCGCCCACAGGGCUUAGGACCCAAUCGUAACGCUCGAAUCCCUCCAAGAACAGACCUCCCAUUGGACAAUCAGCCUGCGUUCGUGUGGCGAAGAGGCGCGCUGACAGAAUGCACUGUUACCUGUGGAAAAGGCUCUCAGUACAGAGAGAUUGUGUGUGUGAGUCGACACACAGACCAGGAAGUCCACGAGAGGAGGUGUGACUCCGCAACCAAACCUGCGCCGGAGGAGGAACCGUGUAACGUUCAUCCCUGUCCACCAUUGUGAGUAACUCUGCAUGUGCAUAAACGGCUCUUUUUUUUAAUUCUCGAAAUUAAUCAUUUUAUUCAGCACGGAUGCAAUAAUUUGAUAAAAAGGGGCAGUAAAAAUGCAGCACAAAUGUUUUCAACAUUGAUAAUAAUGUUUAUUGCACAGCAAAUCAGCAUAUU
This is a messenger RNA of Sinocyclocheilus rhinocerous, 905 nucleotides long. RefSeq names its product thrombospondin type-1 domain-containing protein 4-like. Gene Ontology annotation, biological process: proteolysis; extracellular matrix organization. Gene Ontology annotation, molecular function: metalloendopeptidase activity. The transcript has 4 exons. Bases 1 to 744 code for a protein of 247 amino acids. Gene Ontology annotation, cellular component: extracellular matrix. The record is from RefSeq and is a predicted model, not a curated record. Lineage: Eukaryota; Metazoa; Chordata; Actinopteri; Cypriniformes; Cyprinidae.